UCCAGUGUUCAAUAAUACUCGCACGUGGAUUUCUGUUAAAAUGUUUUAUUAAAAUACCACAAAAACUAGUAAAAUGGACGCUUACGACAUAUUUAAGAAACUAACUAAAGGUUUAACUUUCAAACAGCGUGUUUUAGGUGUGAAAAACAAUCAAAGUGAAAAGCUUUUACCGGUUAAGAAAGAGGAGGUAUUGAAGAUCAAGGAGGAGUUACCCAGUGAGGAGGAAGAUGAAAUAGAGAAUGAGAGCGCCGGCAGCGAAGCCAGUGACGUCGAUUCCGGCGAUGAGAAGGAACUCCAAAUAUUAGAAGGUGUUAAAGUGGGCGAAAAAAAGAAAAAGAAGAGGAAAGAGAAAACGGAGGAUUUGCUUAAGAAGCUGGAAAUUGAAGAGCAUAACCGCUUCCGCAAUGAACAUGGCAUCAAAGUGGUUGGUCGACACAUUCCCGCAGCAUUGCAAGACUUCUCCGAGCUCGUGACCAAGUACAAUGUGAAACAAGCACUUGUAGACACGGUGACUAAGUGUGGUUAUGAUGAGCCUACGCCUGUCCAGAGGCAGGCGGUGCCUUGUAUGAUGGAGGACCGUCAAAUAUUAGCCUGUGCGCCAACAGGCUCCGGCAAGACCUGUGCCUUCCUUCUCCCCAUCUUGCACACACUUGGAGCUCCUCAAGGAGGACCCAGGGCUUUAGUGCUCUGUCCUACCAGAGAACUGGCACAUCAGAUAUACAGGGAGGCGCUCCGAUUGAGCGAGGGCACAGAGUUGAGAUGUAGUGUUGUGAGGAAUAUGAAAGAAAGCAAAGUCAAAGAGCGGGAAGCCACUAUUAGGAGGAGCGAUAUCGUCAUCAGCACGCCAAACAGAUUAUGCUAUCUACUCAACAGGGAUAAUGUGAAUAUUUCCCUUGACAAAAUCAAAUGGCUGAUAAUCGACGAAGCCGACAAGCUGUUCGAAGGCUCAGCGGACGAGCAGUCCGACUUCAGACAACAGAUGGAGCAAGUCCUGGCGGCUUGUGGCGGCAAGCAGCGCCGUAUAGCGAUGUUUAGCGCUACACAUACUCCGGCUGUUGCGAAGUGGUGUAGACACCAUAUGAGGGGGCUUAUCAAUGUUACUGUGGGACAGAGAAAUGCAGCUACAAACCUGGUUGACCAAGAGUUGUUGUACUGCGGCAAUGAGAACGGCAAACUGGUGGCGUUCAGACAACUAGUGCAACAGGGAUUGAAACCUCCAGUUUUAGUAUUUGUACAGAGCAAAGACCGCGCCAAGCAGCUUUUCAAAGAACUCAUAUACGACGGAAUCAAUGUGGACGUCAUACACGCGGACAGAACGCAGGCACAGCGAGACAAUGUAGUUCGAAGCUUCCGCGUCGGUCGAGUUUGGGUGCUAAUCUGUACGGAACUGAUGGGUCGCGGUAUCGACUUCCGAGGAGUCAACCUGGUCAUCAACUAUGACUUUCCACCUUCAGCCAUUGCCUACAUACACAGAAUUGGUCGAGCCGGUAGAGCAGGACAGAAGGGUCGCGCUAUCACGUUCUUCACACAAGAUGACGUCGCCAAUCUUAGGAGUAUCGCGUCAGUGAUGAAGCAGUCGGGCUGCGCCGUCCCGGAUUACAUGCUAGCGCUGAAACAGAACCCCAAUAAAAGGAAGAAGUUGGCUAAAAAGGCGCCCAGGAGAGACGAGAUAUCUACUAUACUCGGCAAGAGGCCUGAUAAGAGGAAACUAGAAAAUGAUAAAGACUCAAAAGACGAUAAGACUAAAAACAAAAACACAAAUGCGAAAAGAAGAAAAAUCGAGAAGGCAGAGAAUAAAGAACCGAAGAAUAAAAAACAAAUAAAAAUGGCCAAGAAAAACAAAAAUAAAAUGAACACUAUGAAACAGAAUAAAAAGAAAACUAUAGUUCAUAAAAAAGCUAAAUAAGUUCGUAUUUUAUAAGUUGUGUUAAGAAAAAUAAACAAUUAAAAACUA
Messenger RNA from Leguminivora glycinivorella, 1954 nucleotides. It is a transcript of the gene ais, whose product is annotated as probable ATP-dependent RNA helicase DDX52. The transcript has 13 exons. NCBI's taxonomy places the organism in Eukaryota, Metazoa, Arthropoda, Insecta, Lepidoptera, Tortricidae. Bases 74 to 1906 code for a protein of 610 amino acids. Gene Ontology annotation, molecular function: RNA helicase activity; nucleic acid binding; ATP binding. The record is from RefSeq and is a predicted model, not a curated record. Gene Ontology annotation, biological process: maturation of SSU-rRNA.